Seminavis robusta is the source of this 1485-nucleotide messenger RNA. Lineage: Eukaryota; Bacillariophyta; Bacillariophyceae; Naviculales; Naviculaceae. The record is from the annotation of a GenBank genome assembly.
AUGUCACGAGGUUUGAAUGCAGAGCAACAAGGAUUGCUUGGACGCACUUGGUCGUGGAUCACGCGUUGCGGGCCUCCUACCGGUACCACUACAUUAUCCCCAUCUCCUUCGCCAACUACGGAACCCCCCACACCCUCUCCUCCUCCUACAGAACUCCACAACUGCACCGAAGCCCCAACGACUUCUCCUCCCACUGCGGAACCUCCAACCACCCCUCCUCCUACUACAGCACCCCCCACAACCCCUCCUCCUACAACCCAACCUCCAACGACGCCUCCUCCCACUACGGAACCUCCAACGACUGAUCCUCCCACUACGGAACCCCCCACAACCCCUCCUCCUACAACCCAACCCCCCACGACGCCUCCACCUACAACCCAACCCCCCACGACUCCUCCUCCUACCACGGCACCCCCCACGACGCCUCCUCCUACAACCCAAACCCCGACUGGUCCUCCUACAUGUGCACCCUUUGACUCUUUCACUACUAGAGAAGAGCUACAGGACGCCAUUACACAAGUCAGCGAUCGUGGCAAUGUAGACGACAGCACAUUGCCAGUUUUUUGUAAAUACGGACAUCCCAUGGGUACUUGGAAUGUUUCUAGAGUCACGUCCUUCCAUAGCAUCUUUCUAGGCUACAGAGGGUUCAGUUACAAUCUGAAUGGGUGGGACACUAAGCAGGUCACAAACUUGGACACCACAUUUGGAGACGGGAGCUUCAAUGGUGCAGUUGAUCAAUGGGAUACCAGCAAUGUGAUUGAGAUGGGUCGGAUGUUCCAAGGUAACGGAUUGUUUUCCGGGGAUUUAUCCCGUUGGGCGACGGGCAAGGUAACUGGCAUGAAAUCCAUGAUGCAAGGAAAUAGAAAAACUAUGGAAGAUUUGGUGGCCUGGGAUGUCUCAAAAGUCCAUGACUUUUGGGGCACCUUCGCAAGUUCCGGCAUUACUGCCAACAUUGGCGGUUGGGAUGUUGGGAAUGGCAAGGUGUUCAAAGAGACUUUCGAUCACGCUCGCGGGUUUAAUAUUGAUAUUAGCAGAUGGGACACCAAGAACAUGGAGACCGCAGAAUAUAUGUUCAGGGCAACGCCAUUCAAUCAACCGAUUGGCGCUUGGGAUACAUCCAAGUUGUACUCCACUAUUGCAAUGUUCGCCAAUACACCGUUCGACCAGGACCUUUGCAACUGGGAUGUCAGACGCGUACUAUAUGCUCAAGAAAUGUUUGUGGAUAGUGCCAUGACUCAUGAUCUCUCCUGCUGGUGCUUUGAGAGUUUGAUUUACGGAGCAGGGAUGUUCUGGUUUGCCAGAAACUACAAUCACGACCUUUGCGCUUGGAGACGAUGCUUGCCCAGCUAUACCAAUUGGAACGUGACCGUCUUCAACCAACUUGACCAUCUCAUCUUUACCAACACAAUGUGCCCUCAACCUUUCAUACCCAACAAUAAUAACGUUGAUGGUCCGUUCUGUCAUGCCUGUCUCCCAUUGCCUUAG